AUGUGUGUUGAAUUAUUAAUUGUGAUCUCUGUUGAUGGUGUUGAAGCUGUUAUCCCCGUUGUUACUCAAGAUCAGGCAAAACAGAGUCGGAAAAUAAGGAAAUUAUUGUUGGAUAAGAAGAAAUCUAAUUUAGCUGGAUGUUCAUCAGCUGUUAUUCCCAUUGUUAGUCAAGAUGAGGCAAAACAAAGUCGUAAAAUAAGGAAAUUAUUAUUGGAUAACAAGAGGUGUAAAUUACAUGGACAAUUAUCAGAAGAUGUCACUAAUAAUGCCACAACAAAUGAUUCGAUAACAACUCAUGAAAACAGCCGAUUAAGGGAAGAUAUUUUGGAUAGCAAAAGAUCUGAUACGAGACACAUCAUAUCAUACACCAAUAUAAAUUUACUGCCUUCUUCUCCAACCGAGUCAAUUCCAAAUGUCAUCUCUAAUGUUACAGAAACCACACCAUUGAUGCCAACAAGUAAUGUUAGUUUUAUUACUAACAAUGUCACUCAACCAACAAACUGUACUUCGCGUCAUAUUUCUUUUAACCUGACAUCAUUCACCGGCACCUCCACUAUGCUUCAAAAUUCAUCUUUGGAAAGGUUGUCAUCCGGAAAACGAAAGUUAAUUAGCACACCACGAAUUACAUCUCCAAUACCAAUUAUGGAUUUCAAUACAGAGGAAAUCGUAGAUCAAGAUCCGUUCAAGGGUCUCUCAAAAGAAAAAGGAAGAGGAAGAAGAAAGGAUGGGAAAAUGUGUUAUUUCUUAUGUUGUUCUUACGGCAUAGUAGAGCUUCCAGAUUACAAAGAUGCCAGAGGAAGUUAUCGUAUCCUAUUUAGUAAAAAAAAUAAUGAAAGCAAGCAUUUUUUGAAGAAUAUUCGCCGUUACAAUUCCAUGUUCGCAUUUACUUCAAUGGGUGGUAAGGUUGAUUCAACGGUUAAUAGAGGCAAUGCUCCUUUUUGCUUUAGAAUUAGUAGAGAAAAUUACCAUUCAAUUGGAAGUCUUAUGCCCAACAACGGAGCGCAACCAAAAUUUUGCCAACUAUACAUAUAUGAUACCGAGAACGAACUUACAAACAGGCAAGCGAUAUUUAGUCGUUCAGAGGAUUCAUCGUCUUCUUAUUCUGCUACUCUUGAUCGUAAGUUAAUAGAACAUAUAAAAGAUGUUUUAGAUAACGACAAUGAGUUGGUCAAAACUUACAGAAGAGCUAGGGAUUUUCUUCAAGACAGCCCUCAUGUAAAUUUGAAGCUUCGCCUAAUCGGAACAAGAGAAAAAGAUGGUCGGAGGUAUAACUUACCAACGGCGGGUGAGAUUGCCGAUCUCAUUGUUGGAGAUAUAGAAAAUGUAAUUGACAAUAGAGAUAUUGUUGUUGAGACUCAAACUGGUACACUGAAGAGAAUUAGUGAGUUGCACCCGUCAUAUCUCGCACUACAGUAUCCGAUUUUGUUUCCGUACGGAGAUGAUGGCUACAGAAUUGAUAUCCCUCACAGAGGUGUCAUUGAUGUUGUUAAUAAGAAACGUCCAAAUUGUACUAUGAGAGAGUUCUUUGCUUAUCGUAUGCAGGAUCGGAUAAAUCAGUUUUCGUUAAUCUUGAAUUCUAGGAGGUUAUUCCAGCAGUUCUUGGUUGAUGCUUAUACUAUGAUAGAGAUUGUUUACACAAUCGAGUUUCAAAAACGUGGUUUGCCUCAUGCCCAUUUAUGCUUAUUCAUGGAGCCUGAAUCGAAAUUACCUACGGUGGACCAUGUUGAUGGAUUUAUAUGCGCAGAAAUACCUGACAGAAAUCAAGAUCCAGAAUUAUUCAUGCUUGUGAAAGAAUAUAUGAUACACGGUCCAUGUGGUAAUGCUAGGUUGAGUUCUCCAUGUAUGGUUGAUAGGAAGUGUUCAAAAGGCUUUCCCAAAGACUUUCAAGAUCAUACUACACUAUAUUCAAACGGGUUUCCUUUAUACAGAAGGAGAAACAAUGGCGCUUUUGUUGCCGCUUCGAUAAAGUAUCUGUUUAAAUACAUUAAUAAAGGACCUGACCGAGCGACUAUAGCUGUUGUUCAAAGCGAUAAUCAAUCUGACGAACAAGUACAAGACGAGAUAAAAGAGUAUUACGAUUGUCGAUAUAUAUCAGCUUGCGAAGCAUCUUGGAGGAUAUUUGCCAAUGAAGUGCAUUAUAGACGACCUUCUGUUAUGAGACUUCCGUUCCAUCUACCUGGCCAACAACCUGUUGUUUUCGGACCUGAUGAGGAUAUUAACUAUGUUCUAAACAAACCAUCUGUUAAAUCUUCAAUGUUUCUCUCAUGGAUGGAACGUAAUAAAGACCCAAAUGACACGUUGGCCCGUACACUUACAUAUGUUCAGUUUCCCAGUUUUUAUGUUUGGAAGCUUGAUAAGCGAGUAUGGGAACCUAGACAAAGGAAAACAGCUAUUGGCAGGAUUCAUUCCGUACCUCCGUCACUUGGUGAAGCUUAUUUUUUGAGAAUUCUGCUUAACAAGGUCAGAGGACCAACAUCGUUUGAUGACAUUAAAACAGUUAAUGGUCAUGUUUACGAUACAUAUAGAGAUGCUUGCUACGCGCUCGGUCUUUUGGAUGAUGACUCCGAGUAUGUGGAGGCAAUAAAGGAAGCAAGUUUAUCAGGAAGCGCUUCAUAUAUUCGUAAUUUAUUUUGUACCAUGCUGUUAUCCAGUAGUCUUUCUAGACCUGAGGUUGUUUGGGAAAGUUCAUGGAAAUACAUGACAGACGAUUUUUUAUAUAGACUUCAGAAAUACCAUCGAGUUACAGCGUUAUCAAUUCCGGAGCACCAACUGAAAAACUAUGCUUUGUGCGAGAUUGAGAAGUUUUUACUGCGAAAUAAUUCAUCCUUGCGAAGAUUUCAAACAAUGCCAUUUCCAGAUAUGUCGUCUUCAGGCAGUUCAGAUAGUCGUUUGAUAUUCGAGGAGCGGGCCUAUGAUAUAACACAUCUUGGAAAUCUCUACGAUAGUCAGUUGACAAUGUUAACUGAUGAACAACGCUCUGUCUUUGAAGAAAUUAUGGCAGCAGUGAAUGGUGAUAACGGUGGGAUUUUUUUCCUUUACGGCUAUGGUGGAACAGGUAAAACUUUUCUAUGGAAGACAUUGUCCGCUGCAAUUAGAUCAAAAGGUCAAAUCGUCUUAAAUGUGGCUUCAAGUGGAAUUGCAUCGUUGUUGUUAGAUGGUGGCAGGACUGCACAUUCGAGGUUUCACAUACCUUUGAAUCUUACUGAAGACUCUGUAUGUAAUAUAAAACCAGAAAGUGACGUGUCUAAAUUAUUGCAUGAGACGAAAUUAAUAAUUUGGGAUGAAGCACCUAUGGUACACAAACAUGCAUUCGAAGCGCUGGAUAGAACAAUGAAUGACGUUUUCAACAUCGACCCAUCUCUCAAUUCAGACAUCUGGUUUGGAGGUAAGGUAAUUGUUUUUGGUGGCGAUUUCAGACAAAUAUUACCUGUUGUUCCAAACGGUGGAAGACAAGAGAUUGUUAAUGCCUCAUUAUGUUCGUCUUACUUGUGGAGUAAAUGUAAAUUGCUAAGAUUAACAAGAAACAUGAGGUUAACCGUUGGACGGUCGACGACAGAUAUUGAAGAAAUAAACAGUUUUGCCAAAUGGCUUUUGGAUUUGGGUGAGGGUAAUGUUGGUGGUCCAAAUGAUGGGGAAGCAACUAUUCAAAUACCACAAGAUCUUCUGAUUACUGAUGAAUCUGACCCAAUUGCAAGUUUAAUUGAUUUUGUUUAUCCAUCAAUCUUGCAAAACAUCAACAACCAUAAUUAUUUUAGUGAGCGCGCUAUACUUGCACCGAAGAAUGAUGUUGUGCAUGAGAUUAAUGACAGGUUACUCUCAAUGUUUCCUGGUGAAGAAAGAGAGUUGGUGCUAAAAGUUGGUGUUCCAGUAAUGUUAUUACGAAAUAUUGACCAACGGAAUGGUUUGUGCAACGGUACAAGGCUACAAGUAAAAAAGUUGUACAACCGUGUAAUAGAAGCCGAGAUAAUAUCUGGUGCAAAUAUUGGUACUUCUACAUAUAUACCUCGAAUUAAUUUGAUCCCUUCUGAUAAAAAGAUUCCUUUUGCUUUUCAAAGGAGGCAAUUUCCACUUUCCGUAUGUUUUGCGAUGACAAUAAACAAAAGUCAAGGCCAGUCGCUUUCAAGAGUUGGUUUGUACCUGAAACAACCCGUCUUCUCUCAUGGUCAAUUGUAUGUUGCUUUAUCAAGGGUGAAAACAAGAGAUGGGGUCAAACUACUCAUACUUGACAACAAUGGAAAACCGACAGAUAAAACAAGUAAUGUUGUUUAUAAAGAGAUUUUCAACGAAUUAUAA
This is a messenger RNA of Helianthus annuus (common sunflower), 4293 nucleotides long. RefSeq lists its product as uncharacterized. Gene Ontology annotation, biological process: telomere maintenance; DNA repair. Lineage: Eukaryota; Viridiplantae; Streptophyta; Magnoliopsida; Asterales; Asteraceae. The transcript is spliced from 10 exons. Bases 1 to 4293 code for a protein of 1430 amino acids. The record is from RefSeq and is a predicted model, not a curated record. Gene Ontology annotation, molecular function: DNA helicase activity.